AUGUCUUUAGAUAAGUUGAAAAGAGUACGAAGAGGGCAUCGUGCCUUCGCGACGAAAACAAUUCAAGGUGUAAACAAAGUUUGCCAGUCUUACAAUGGAACGCUAUUGGAAAAGGAAAGACUACAAAGCUGGAAAAGUACGUUAGCUGGUAAGAAGAGUGUUUUAAAACAGCAAGAUGAUGCAAUAAUGGAACAGUUAGACAAGGACGAAGACAUUAACAGUGAUAUUUUAAAAAGCAGUGAAUUUGGUGAGUCAAUUGCUAGAGCACUUGUUAGAAUUGAUCUAGCAUUGACCAGUACUGAAAGUAACGGACAAGGAAGUAGUAAUUUGAGUAAAGCAUCAACUGGCUCAGAGCCAUCAGUGAAGUCAAAAUUGGCAAAACUAUCAUUGAUGCGAUUUUCGGGUGAUCCCAAACUUUGGCAUGCAUUCUGGGACAGUUUUUCAGCAGCAGUUCAUGAAAACGAUGAGGUGUCUAAAGUUGACAAAUUUAACUAUUUACGAAGUUUACUGGACGGUAUAGCAGCAUCAGCAAUAGAAGGAUUUUCACUGACUAAAGAGAACUAUGAUGCUGCAAUAAAUUUACUACAGGAUAGAUUUGCAAAAACUCAAAUCAUUGUAUCCAGCCACAUGGACGCCUUGUUGAAGUUAAAUGCCAUAAAAGAUAUAAACCCAUGUUAG
Messenger RNA from Dendronephthya gigantea, 678 nucleotides. RefSeq lists its product as uncharacterized. The transcript has a single exon. Bases 1 to 678 code for a protein of 225 amino acids. The record is from RefSeq and is a predicted model, not a curated record. NCBI's taxonomy places the organism in Eukaryota, Metazoa, Cnidaria, Anthozoa, Malacalcyonacea, Nephtheidae.